Molecule: messenger RNA, 5624 nt
Organism: Cottoperca gobio
Lineage: Eukaryota; Metazoa; Chordata; Actinopteri; Perciformes; Bovichtidae
Product: monocyte to macrophage differentiation factor 2-like
Exons: 7
Coding region: 682-1389 (235 amino acids)
Cellular component (GO): membrane
Molecular function (GO): pore-forming activity
Source: RefSeq, a predicted model, not a curated record
ACCACACACUUUAAACCUAACUAACUGCGAACAGCGUUUCUCUUUUCCUGAACACAAUAAUAAAACAUAUAACCAUCAUCAUCAUCAUCGUCAUAUUAUAUCAUCAGCCAGCCUCAAACGCCGUGCCUGCAUCGCCACCUAGAGGUACAACCAGGAACUGCACGUACACGAAUAUAUUGGCAAGAAUCUCCUCAACCCAUGAAUCAGUCCCUCAGAAAAUGAUGUGGCAGCCUUCAGUGAUGAAAAACAACCCUCCUCACCGAGUCGUGAUGAGGUGAACCGGUGGCUGGAGGGAGGCAGAGAGAGAGAGAGAGAGCGAGAGACAGACAGAGAGACAGAGAGAGAGAGCGAGACCACCAACAUCAACGCCACCAUCGUGCAAGAAAAGCGGUUGUCCCCACAGAGACCAUCCAUCCCCGACGCCCACACUUCCGGACUCGAGCCUCUGGAGGCAGCUGGGUCGGGAUGCAUCCGUCUCCUCCCGGUGCUGCUGCUUGAGAUGAGGAUAAGACGACGACGUCUUCCCCGGUGAAACGGCGAUGAUCGUUGCGUUACAUUAGAGCUGCACGUUACAAUCUGAGCUCAACUGAUCACAUCGCGGCGGGUGUUCGCUCAGAGGGAAUUCAGGCUUUGGCCAUAUACUGUCUAUCUGCUGUCAACUGUUGCAUAUUUCCACUGUAAAUGAAUCUUAUAAGGUUUAUGAACAACCGUGUUCCUCCUAACAAGAGAUACCAGCCGACAGAAUAUGAGCAUGCUGCCAACUGUGCCACGCAUGCGUUAUGGAUAAUCCCCAGCCUGCUGGGCAGCUCAGUGUUGCACUUCCAGUCGGAGGACCAAUGGGAGCGACUGUCGGCCUGGGUGUACGGGGCGGGGCUCAGCUCGCUGUUCAUCAUCUCCACCCUGUUCCACACUGUGGCCUGGAAGAAGAGCCAUCUACGGUCUGUGGAGCACUGUUUCCACAUGUGUGACAGGAUGGUGAUCUAUUUCUUCAUUGCUGCCUCCUACGCCCCUUGGUUAAACCUGCGGGAGCUGGGUCCCUGGGGGUGUCACAUGCGCUGGCUGGUGUGGGUCAUGGCCUCUUUUGGAACCACUUACGUCUUCUUCUUUCAUGAGAGGUAUAAGAUCACAGAGUUGAUCUGCUAUAUGGUGAUGGGAGUUUUUCCUGCCUUGGUCAUCCUCUCAAUGCCGGAGCAGUCGGGGUUGUGUGAGCUGCUGGUGGGCGGAGCCUGCUACUGUCUGGGGAUGGUCUUUUUUAAAAGUGAUGGCAUCGUUCCAUUUGCUCAUGCCAUUUGGCACCUGUUUGUCGCAAUGGGAGCAGCCAUACACUACUACGCCAUCUGGAAGUACCUCUAUGCCCAGCCGCCCAAUCAGGUCCAGACCUCCAGAUGACAUCAGCACUGACCUCACAGGAAGUAGCUCUAUGUUUGAGCUACUUCACGAGGAUGAUGCGUGCAGUGUCCCAUUUUAGCGUCUGCCUCCUUUGGAAAACAAGUGGGCUGAACCUCCUGCCAGAAUAAGACGGUGAAGCAUCACAGUAACAAAAACUAACGGUGCAUUUAGGUGAUCCUCAUCAACUCAUAAAGUUAAAAGAAAUCCACGUUCUUCACCAGGAAGUUGCACUCAAUUGGCCAAGAAAGUUGUAACAAGUCUAUGGCUGUGUUCAAAAUCGCAUACAAACGUAUAAUUCAUACUAAUUAUUACAUAAAAAUGAAGAAUGUAGUGCGUUUUAACUACAUAUUAUGUAUUAAAUGCCUUGUAUGUACUGUAUACUGGAUUAGCAAGAAUAUAUAGAGUAUGAAAUGUGAGCUAACUGGAACGACUCAACCGCCCCAAAUUUCUACGCAGCUCUUCAGACCGCUCAAUGCCAAACUGCAAGGUUUAAAUAAUGUACCGUUGGAUAAAAUCAUUACGAAUGAGGGCGAGUGACGUUAAGGUACAGCGCAGACUAAGUAUGUUAUAUGCAGGUGUUAUUAUGCGAAUUCAAACACAGCCUGAUAGUCUACAGCCAUGCUAGCAGCUCUGUGAGGCUUUACUUGCUAACGUCACCAUGCUAACAUGCUCACAAUGACAAUGCUGACUGAUAAAUAUAUAAUAUAAUGUUUCUUAAUUAAUUAGCACUAAACACAAACUACAGUUGAGGCUGAUGGGAUGUCAUUCAUAUUGCAGGGAAUCAUCAAAGUAACAAUUCAUCCUGAGGGGGAACUUAAUGUCUGUGCCUCACCUACUUUUAUGGUAAUCUAUCGAAUGGGAACGGUUCAUUUAAAAGCACAAAUGUGAACCUCAUGGUGGCGCAUUUGGGGAUCACCAAAGUCAUUAAAAUACAUCUUCUGGGAACCAUGAAUGUCUAUAGGCUACACACUUUUGUACACAUCAUUUGGGCAAUUUCAUGACAAACCAUCCAAAAGUUGAGAUAUUUCAGUGGACAAAAGCGUUGGACCGUCUAACUGACCGACUUUGCCAUCUCUUGGCUGCGUGCAUGGAUAAAGAACAAAUAGUCAAACAGGUUUAGAGAUUACUGAGUUUACAGUUGUGAUGUUUCACCCUAACACAUGAUGGACAACUGCAAGUAGUGUACUAGAGUAAUGUGAAAUGUAUCCAUAUUACUUCAAUUUAUCUUAGUUUAUAACUGGCUGCCAUUAUUAACAUCAUUUAUGAGUUGAUGAGGACGUCUGAAUGCACCCAUAAGCGAUUACCCGGCAUGCAAUGGAUUGUAGGAUACUGUGAUGGAUAAACUACACCAGAUUCACCAGAUGUUUGUUUGCCAAAUGUGUCAAAAAAAAGGUAGUCUGCGUUUGGAGGAGACAUUGCAUUGAGGCAACCUUUCAGCCUGUUGUAAAACUCUGGACUUCAAAGGUGGCAGCCUGUGAACUGGGACACAGCUUUUGUUUUUACCCGUCCACUUUAGUUAAAUCUUAACUUAUUUUUGCAGGAACUUUGGUUUCAUUACAAUGAUCAGGGGUUAAAUUACUAUUCUUGGAGAUUUCUCUCUACGUGGUGCACAUCCAGAUUCAGAAGCUGAAUUGAAGGCAUUGUCUUAUUUUCAAGAGGAGGACAAUGUUUACAAUAAGCUGACUUGACUAUCAUAAUUAGUUUCAGGGCAUUAUUCAAAGUAUUAUUAGCAUCAUUAACAGAAGGUUUUUUGGUUCGAUUGGUUGCAACAUCAGUAAUUUACUAUUCCAAUUCAGAGCGCUAAAUAGUAUUAUUACUGUUAUUGUUACUGUGCUAUCUACACUGUAGUUCACUUACUUUACUUUUUAACAGCAGUUGCUUCAGUCAGUGAUUUAAUGUCAUUUCUAAAUCAAGCAUGACUGUAGAAUUAUCUUCUUUUUUUACGUUAAACAUGCAGAUAUUUAUGGUUCUGGUCUUGGAGACUUAAAUUGUUUACCACGCUCUACACAGUAGAUUAUCAAGCAUCAUUACUGAAUUCUAAUAGUUUACUGUUGUUGAUUAGGGUUAGUAAGUGAAGAUGUCAUCAGUACAAUUUACACAGUAUAUAUUUAUUAAUGACGUACAGUAUAUGUUGACUUCAUCUAUAUUUUCUUCUAAUGUACUUAAAAGUAUCAGUUGGUUAUCUUCAUCAUUGUCAACUUAAUGAAUGGGACCAUUUAAUAGAGUUUGUCAAAGCUACAUGGUUGAACCUCUGUCCGAUUCAGCACUGCCAGAAGACUUACUGCCGUAACUGCACACUACUACCAUAUACGUCUCACACUUGAAAGGAAACUGAAGCUAUAGUAUUGUUGAACAAUCUGGCCCAAUAUCAAGGCAUCUCAGGUGUGUGCGUGUGCUUGUGUGUGUGCGUGUCUGUGUGUUUGUAUGUAUCCUAUAAUAUCUGACUCCCAUGAAUCCAAAGCCUGUAAUCGGCUGAGUCUAUGUUUACACGUGAACACAUGUACCUUGAACACAUAAAAAGUAUAUUUGGAAUAUAUAUGUACUCUUAGUGUUAAGCUGUAUGUGGUGGCACACAGUAUAUUGGACACGCUUGUUAAGUAUGAUAAAUGUGGCUAGAGGACACCUUCACACAGUCUAGUAUUCUAGGUGUAAAAUAUUUAUUUUGUAACCUCUGCUCCUGUUCAACAUACUUUCGCUGCUGUCUGUCUCUCAGGAUUUGGAUCAUUUGGGCUUAAAAGCCUGUGAAGUCACAUUCAAGGACCACUAAAGCUGCUCCAGUUGUUCGGGCGCUGUCUGCAGCAACGAAAAUAAUCAAAUAGCUGUGAAGCUGCUUUCUUUAAAGCUGGCACCACUCCAUACAGCUUCACUCGCUUACUACAUCCCCAAGUAGGGCAGAAGUCCCAAAAGUAUUCUUGAAGCUUUACAUAUGGGUGAUAUUUAUAAAGUAACCAAACAAGGGAGAAGCUUUAGGCAGAUAGACUUUGACAUACAACAACUACACAUAUAUGUUUUUAGAUUAUAAUAAAAAGAACUAUAACGCAUACAGUACAUUCACCAAAGCUGCACAACCCUCAUUUGCAUUAAAAUACACUGUGAUAAACACUUAUGAGACGCAUUUACAUUCAAGUACAUGCAGUUGUACUAGAGAAAAAAAAUCAAGUUGAUAUUAAAUUUUACUGGAUCCACACCAAAAACAAAUCACUUGUUCCUUAAAUGGUCAAACUUUACACUUUUUAAAGAUAUCCCGCUAACUAGCUAACAAACAAUAUGAAAAACAAGCAAAGAAAUGGGUCAUCAAGGUAUUAUAGAACAGAUCUUAACAUCUUUAACAAAGGAGUAACUGUGUAUCUCCUUUGCUGCCUAACGGCCCCUGAACAGGUCUCAGGGUCUUAAAUAUACUUUUAUUGCAUUCCUCAAUAUAAUAUAACUUGUUACAGUUGCAACUUACCAACCAGCAUAAGGAGAAUCAUUUAAUGUCACAAAACACUCAAAUUCAACUAAAUGUAUUCAUUACCUUUUGCGACAUCUGACUUAGGUUGAAAAUAACACAAAUCUUUUUUAUUAUCAUUCUUUACCGUUUAGUUUUUCACUAAGUUGUAAUUUAAUGUCAGAACAAAUGUAUUGUCGCAGUGGACUGGGAAUUACAUGUUUCACACUGUGGAUAUCUCAGUUUGGAAUAAAACUCUUCAGAUAUAUUCUCACAUUUGAAAAGGAACCUUUUAGUAUUUCUACUCUAAGUGUUUACCUCUGAGAAACACCAAAUGAUUGAGCGUUUACUGUUUUGGAGUACCCGUGGGUAUUAGAGCCUAUCAUAGCCAGUAUUUUGACUUGCUCUUACAGGCAGGUUUGGUGACGGUGAGAUGAAGUAUUUGAGGAUUUGACGUGUGUCUGUCUUGUCUUGGUUAUAAUAUCUGUGUCAUUCAGACAUACAGUGCCCACCUGACUUUGUAUAGAGUUUUAUAAACUCUCCAUGAAGCCUUCAUGGACCCUCUGUACAUUGUUUAUAGACGCUCUGUGAUUGUGGAGCUGCUGACUCUGUUCUCAGUGCUGCUGGUGUUUUAUUUCUGGUCGUACAAGACUGAUUAUAUUCUCAUAUUCUUUCUCUAGUUUUCAUAUUCUUUUUUUAUUUUUCGUGUCUGUGGUGCUUUUUGUGCUGUGAUAAGCCUUUAUGACGCCAACAAUGCUUUUAUCUUUUCUAUUUCUCUUGUAAUAAAAAAGCUUUUUCAUGCAGUAUA